This is a messenger RNA of Papaver somniferum (opium poppy), 1992 nucleotides long. RefSeq lists its product as uncharacterized. NCBI's taxonomy places the organism in Eukaryota, Viridiplantae, Streptophyta, Magnoliopsida, Ranunculales, Papaveraceae. Bases 1 to 1992 code for a protein of 663 amino acids. The record is from RefSeq and is a predicted model, not a curated record. The transcript has 3 exons.
AUGGGGGAAACUUCUGAUUCUUCUAAAAAUCCUAAUGAGAAUAAAACCGUGUCUUUUGCUGAUUUGGUUAAGGAACAAUGGGGAAUUGGUACUGGAAGGUGCAAACUUGUUCCUGUGACAAAAGGUUUUUUCAUCAUCAAGUUGAUAUCUAAGGAAGACAAAGAACGAGUUUGGCAUGGAGAUUCAUGGACGGUUCAACAACAAACUCUUAGGGUUUUUAACUUUUACCCUAAUUUUGAUCCGGAGAGGCAAAAUACAUCUUGCGCUUCUGUUUGGGUUAGUUUCCCUGGCUUGUACAUAGAAUUAUGGACAAAAAGGAUUCUAUUAUCUAUUGCAAAAAUUCUUGGGAAGCCAAUUGCUAUUGAUCAGAAAACUUUGGAUCAUGAUGUUGGAAACUAUGCUAAUGUGCUUAUUGAUAUUGAUUUUGCUAAACCAAUUCCUAAAAGAAUUCGUUUGAAAGCUAAUAGCAAUGAGUUUUGGCAAUAUGUUGAAGUUCAGGAUUUGGAGAAUAUCAAGUUUUGCACACAUUAUAAGUUUAUAGGUCAUAAGUUCGAAAAUUGUCUUGCUGCUCGCAAGCUUUUGGGAGGUUCUAAAUCUUCUAAUGUGUCUCAAAAACCUCAGAAAGAUGAUAAAGAGGUUAACAAUCCAAAUAAAAAGUAUGCUUGGAGAGAAGUGCGUGGAAAAAAUAACGUGAAUGGUAAUGGUUCCAAUGCAGACAAGGGCAUUCAUUCUGAAGUUAUUGUUUCCCAUGAAAACUAUGCAGAGAACGUCAAUAAUAUUGUAGCAAAGGAAGGUAUUCAGUCUGUUGGUGCUAGUACAACACAAACUGACCAAGGUGUUGGAUUUUCUUCACAUCAAGAGAAAGAAUUAGCUGAGGAUAAACAAUUGGAGGACGAGCUUAAUAGCUCUUUUGUUGAGUAUCGUGAAGCUCAGCUCAAACUAAUAAGAUGUAAAAAUGCAAUUGCAACAAAAAAGGAUAUUGCAGCACGUAAAAAUUAUGUUCAUGCAGUUCAUGAAGUUGUUCCGUCAGAUAGUGUGCAAAGUAAUUCGGAGAUUACUAGCAAGCAAACUCAUUCAAGGACUAACGUGGAAUCUGGACUGGUUAUGCAGAAGCAAACUUUCGUGCCCAAUAAGAACUAUGAGUCCGUAUCCAAGCAAAACUUGGUUUUGGAAACUCAACAACAGUUCGUGUACAAGGAAAACUCUGAGAUUAUGUCCGUGAAUUGUCAUACUCAGGCCUUGAAUAUCUCUCCAGGUUUGAAUACAAAUCCAGGGUCUGUACCCAACUCGGUUUUGGAAACUUAUUCCAAGCCAGAGUCCGUGAAUAAGAAUAAGCAUGCCAAGCAAGCUGAAAAUCAAGCCGUGACUAAUUCUGAGGCUAAUUCUAAACAAGAGUCAUCUAAAGAGGAUUGGAAAACAGUUAAAGGUAAGAACUCCCCUACUAAGGGUACACCUUUUAAAUUUAAAUCUUUUGAAACUCCUUAUGUGGAUGCACUUUUUCAAUCUGAAUUAGUGGUGAAUAACAAGUAUGGUGCUCUAGCUUCUGAAUUGGGCCUUGCUAAUGAUUCUAGUGAUAAAUCGAUUCCAGCACUUAUCAAUGAAAUAAAGCUUUUGUCUGAUCAAUUGGCUGCAGCAGGUGAAAUUGUUUCUGAUAGGGAGCUAGUAGUAAUAACUUUAAAAGCUCUUAAUUCUGAAUACAUACCAUUUGCAACUUCUAUGAGACAUAGAAAUCCUCCAAUUACAAGUAUAGACUUGCAUAACAAUCUUCUCAGUGAAGAAACCAUGGUUAGUGAAAGACUCAAAGCUCAUAAGCAAGACUUAGAGGCAAAGGCUUUUGUGGCAAAUAACUACAGAAAUACAUACAAAGGUUCUUCUAGCAGGGGUAAUUACAGAGGAAGACAUUCAAAUGCAAGUGGUGGUUAUGGUGGAAGAUAUCCAAAUCCAGCUAUUUUUUCAAGAAACAACUAUGACAGAGGCACCUCUUUUUUUUGA